Juglans regia (Persian walnut) is the source of this 465-nucleotide messenger RNA. RefSeq lists its product as uncharacterized. Lineage: Eukaryota; Viridiplantae; Streptophyta; Magnoliopsida; Fagales; Juglandaceae. Bases 1 to 465 code for a protein of 154 amino acids. The transcript is spliced from 2 exons. The record is from RefSeq and is a predicted model, not a curated record.
AUGGUUAUUACAUCAUCCAAACCUGAAGCCAUUACUUCUCUUAUAUCUGCACUUGCCAAUGCUUUUCUUGUCAAAGAUCUUGGUAGAUUGUCUUACUUUCUUGGGCUUGAAAUUGAUUACUCUAUCUCGGGUAUUAUCUUAUCCCAAAGGAAAUACACUAAUGAUUUGUUGGUUCGAAGCAAUAUGCUUCAUGCCAAACCUAUGUCAUCUCCUAUGGCAGCUUCUCUUAAGUUGUCACAAUUUGAUGCACCUGAAUUCAGUGAUCUUACCUUAUUCAUAAGUAUUGUAGGUGGAUUACAAUACUUCUCUAUGACUAGACCUGACCUAGCAUUUGCUGUGAACAAACACCUCAUUUCUUGGAGUUCUAAGAAACAAAAGACGGUUGCACGAUCCCGCACUGAAGCUGAGUACAAGUCCCUUGCCUCUACAGCUGCUGAGUUGAUUAGGCUCCAGGCUAUGCUUUGA